Molecule: messenger RNA, 20752 nt
Organism: Coregonus sp. 'balchen'
Lineage: Eukaryota; Metazoa; Chordata; Actinopteri; Salmoniformes; Salmonidae
Source: the annotation of a GenBank genome assembly
GGCCAGGGCUUCAGUCGCAGGAGGAGGGCUGCCACCUCCAGACCAGAGAGGGUGUGGCCAGAUGGGGUCAUUCCAUACGUAAUCAGUGGGAAUUUCAGUGGUGAGUUCUGACUAGGAGAUAGAGAGACCUUAUAUUGACUUGAUUUUCAGAUGCUUCAUUGAUUGUUAACGUCUCUCCAUCAGUCUGUAUAUAUCUACAGUAUAGCUACAUACCAUAACUUUGUAGCAUUAUAGAGAAUAAAUAAGUAUUUGUUUGUCUUUGAUGUCCAAUCAUAUAAGCUGUCUACUAAUGUACUACAUCAGUAAUUCAAUCCACUGAGACUCUCAGUGCAGUCCUUGAUUAGGGCACUUGAAGGACCACCCUCCCUUUUAGGCAGCCAGCGAGCGAUAUUCCGUCAGGCCAUGCGUCACUGGGAGAAGCACACGUGCGUGACCUUCAUUGAGAGGACAUCGGAGGAGAGCUACAUAGUCUUCACCUACCGGCCGUGCGGGUGAGUGACAGGCCAUUGUUGCAAUAGGCCAGGGUUCUUCAAUUCCGGUCCUGGAGGGCCGAAACACCUCUGUUUUUCAUCCUCUCCUUCUAAUCAGGGGCUAAUUAAGACCUGGGACACCAGGUGAGUGCAAUUAACUACCAGGUAGAAAUAAAAAACAGAAGUGUUUCGGCCCUCCAGGACCGGGAUUGAAGAACCCUGCAAUAGGCUAUAGACGCUUUAGCUGAGAACGCCACGAAAACUAAGCUCACUCUUCAAUGCGGCAGAAGGCCGUGUGUUGUGAUUCUGGAUGGCCAGAUAGAUAGCAACAAUGAGAAGAAACUGCGAUGUGGGGAAUUUUAAGUGACUCGUUUCAGCUAGUUUUAUCUUGUUCUUUUCACUGAACGUCAAUGCUAAUAUGGCAAAAAUUCGCUAGCUAGCUAACCAACAACUGUAACGAUGUAUUUGAGAGACAAAUUCUCAUUGUGCAACUUAUGUUGUCAAUAGACAUUGGAGACGAAAUAUAGUGUACAUGUUGUCAACAACCUAAGCCAACUCCGUCUGUUUUGCCCCAUAGUUGCGCCCACGUCGGUUUUGUUGCUAAACAACCAACCCGUCUAUUAGGAUACCAAAUCUUCUCUUGUCUCUCCAGGAAAGCUCAAUGCACGCACCUACUACUUAGAAGUCCCUGCUGGUAAAUUACAGCUCUCUCCUGAUUUUCAUCAGUACCGAUCCCUACAGCUCCAUCACAGCAGAACAUUGCCAGUUGCUUCUGGGUUGUGGCCAUCUACGCUAAGCUGUCCUUGACAGAAAAUAUGUUUUUCCUAUGCAAAAGAAUGCACUUCAGGCAGGAACGCUUCAUUUUAGCCUAUAUCUUCAGCUCCUGUGGUUUCAAACCUGGUGAUUAUCUCCAUGAGCAGCAACUACGUGCCUCCCCAUUGCCCUUAAACCUUUUCACAAUGUCUGCCAUUCAGACAGGGUUCGUACUGCACACUGCAGGACUAAUUGCGCUUGCUUCUCAUAUUCUUUGCUUAAGACCGAUUAGCACUGGCUACAAAUAUGUAGUCUAGCAGUAACACGCUCAUCCUCGGAACCACAUAUAGAUGCCGGUUCGAUCCCCGCAUCAGCCCUAUGCAUUUGGCAUCCCGCUCCUCUUUCUCCCAGCUUCUCUGCUCCUGUCAUUUCACAAAUAAAUACAAAUAUGAAAGGAGUUUGAAAUUCUGUUCUCUUUAAAAAAAUAAAAAAAUAAAAGACUAGGAGCAAUGCUGUGAGGUAGUUAUUCUAUACAGAGGAUUUGAUUCUAGACAGUGUGUAAGUACACUGUUUUUUGGCCAGGUCUCACUUGUAAAAGAGAUGUAUAUCUAAAUGUGACCGCUGGUAAAAUAUAGGAUAAAAACAUAUUUUGUUGCCUGCAUGUGCUGUGUUAUUUUUUUUCAACGUGUUACUGUAUGUUUUGAGUGUUUUUGCGCCUCCUACUGCCACGUCCCCCCCGCUCCAAAACUAGCUGAGAUCGUCACAAAUUGCUUGUGACAAAAAAGAAAACCUGGAAUAGUGCCUCAGAGCAAAGUCUUUCGUCAGUUUCUAAAUCUGGGCUUUCAUGUGUGACUGACCACAGAGCUAGAGCUGUAUUGUAUUUCUCCAGUUGCAGAGUUUGACCAUACUGGGUUAUUGAAGUGUGCGGGGUAAACGGUCAAUUCCAUUUUCAUUCAGUCAAUUCAGGGGACAAAUUAAAGUCAACUUAUGAACUGAAAGAAAAGCAAUAAGCACAAAUCAAUGGGUAGUUUUUCAAUUCAAUAAAUGUAAUAACAAGUUAUUUGUGGGCUGAAUUGACUGAAGUAAAUGUUAAUCAAACACAAUCCGUGGGAAAAGGCCCACUGUCGCCCAAGCGCAUAUCCCCCUGAAAGACUGUGUCUCCCUCUACAGGUGUUGCUCCUACGUGGGCAGGAGGGGCGGUGGUCCCCAGGCCAUCUCCAUAGGAAAGAACUGUGACAAGUUUGGGAUCGUUGUGCAUGAACUGGGCCACGUGAUCGGCUUCUGGCAUGAGCAUACACGUCCUGACCGCGAUGAGCAUGUCAGUAUUAUCAGAGAUAACAUCCAGCCAGGUAAGUCCCUCUCUCUCUGUCUGUCUCUGUCUGGCUGCCUGGCUGUUUAGUCACAUUAUUUAAUAAUACCUGAUUUGAGUCUGACAGGUCAAAUUGUUAUUCUUCCCAUUUGUCCCAGGACAAGAGUAUAACUUCCUGAAGAUGGAGCCAGGGGAGGUGGACUCUCUUGGGGAAGUGUACGACUUUGACAGCAUCAUGCAUUACGCACGGAAUACCUUUUCCAGGUUGGUACAAAGCAACUGAUUAAUCAAAGGCUCUGUUUGGUCCAUUGGGUACUGUCUGGUUGGACAUUCUACUCCUCAGGAUCUACAUUUAAUGUAUUCUGGCCUUCAGUUAAGUAUUAUUCACACAAGUACUUUGCUUUUCCCCUGACAAUCUAGUCAGGUCGAAUAGACAUGUUAUGCACUAAGCAUCUCCAAAGAAUCUGCAUAUUAGUUGUCUGGUAUACAAUAAAUGAAUAGUGCCAUUUAUUAAGUUAUGUAAAUUGAUCAUAUUUGCAUUUUUUUUUAAAGGCAUCCCCCUCCCCCUGUGCAUGAUAAAUCCUCUUAUUAGUAUACAUGUUAGAAUAACAAUGUCACAGUCAGGAACUGAUUGUCUUCCAGCAAAACUAACACUUUGCACAUAGUUAUCCUGCAAAUAACCAUGGGAAGCCAUGGGGAUUGGGUCCUGAUUGGGAUUGGCAUGAUUUCGCAGAAGACAGACGUCUUUUCAUUUUAGUCUCGUGCAUGGUGUUACCCUGUUGCUUUUUCUGUGUUUUACUUUUUUACCUCCACCAACACUUUGCAGGCCAGGGUCGUGGAGGCGGGCCAAGGUAAAUAUAGGGCUGCCAGUUGGUUCUUUGUAUGUGACAAUCUGGGCUGGAGUGGCCUUGUUCUCUGGCAUUCAGGGAUGGGCUCCACAGAGCCCUUUGGCACAGCCUAAAGCCCUCGUUCAGAACACUCUGUUUGCACAUGCCUGCCAUUCAAGGGUGCAUCGCCAUGGGAACUGGGUGAUGGUGAGCUCCCCAACUGGCUGCUGGGGGACAGAAAGGGAGUUCAAUAAAGUAGCAAAGUGUCAAACAGGAACCCCAUGUGAAAAUAUCUUAUUAUGGCAUACUCCUCAGCUGUCCCAACUCAUGACUGCUUUUCCAGUGGAAAUGUAGUUUACGAAAGUUUAAUCAGGAAGGCUACGGGCAUAGUGGGAAUGAAUACAAAUGUAUCAUCAUCAGCAUAGCGUCUUGUUUCUUCUCCUCUUUCCUAUUAGCCAUGUGCGGAAUGUGAUUCACCUAUUUACCUUAACCUACAGAUGUAGGAUCUUAAUUGGAGCCAGUUUGCUGAGAGAGAGAGCGAGAGAAAGAGAGAGAUCAAACAGCAGAUCUCUUUGUUUCUUUGGACGUAGAACUAGCAUCUCUGUUUUGUCCGAGUUUAAAAGUAAAACAUUUGCCGCCAUCCACUUCCUUAUUUCUGAAACACAGGCUUCCAUGGUAGGCAAUUUUGGGCCUUCACCAUGUUUCAUCGAAAUGUACAGCUGGACCAGAGAGAAGCGGUUUUUUUUACCUCAAGUGUAUCAGCAACAAAGGAGUGAUCAAAUUAAGAUCCUACAUCUGUAUAAGCACAAUAAUGCACAUUACUCACGCUUGUUGUUUAACCCAUGGGUUCACUCUGGCAAUUAUCACCUUCCUCUCUCUCAACCAACCAAAUCUUGGGAUGUAUUUGUAUGUCAACUUACCCUCGUUCUCUCACUUGCUUUUUCAGCAACAGUUUUGGGGUUCGAUGCCAACAUGGCUACCUGCCAUCACAUCAUCUGGUGCUGAGGAUCUUCCCUCAGAGAUGAGGCCAUUCCCCAAACUAUUUAAUUAAAUGUCAUAUUGCAUUCUGUCUUUGCUGUUCAUUUAGUUAAGCCUGUACUCGAUUGAACUGUUGUUAAUGAUGGUAAUAUCUAAGAUGAAUGGUUUUGAAUUUUUGCGGUAAAACCAAAGUUUCUUCUUGUCCAUCUUAAUACAAAUGAAAACUUAAGUUCUGCAAAGAGAGAAUAGGUGUAGGUCUCUCUUAUUGACCCUGUGUGUUUCUGUUUGUGUCUGAACUACAGAGGCAUCUUCUUAGACACCAUUCUACCUCGCUAUGAUGUCAAUGGAGUCAGGCCACCCAUUGGCCAGAGGACAAGGCUGAGCAAAGGGGACAUCACACAAGCUCGCAAACUCUACAAGUGUACAAGUAAGACAUAUCCGACUUGGCAGGCCCCCUGACUGCUGGUUCUUCGGCUGUCCCCAUAGGAGCACCCUUUUUGGUUCCAGGUAGAACCCUUUUGGGUUCCAGGUAGAACCCUUCCAUUUUACCUGGAACCCAAAAGGGUUCUUCAAAGGGUUCUCCUAUGGGGACAGCCAAAGAACCCUUUUAGCUUCUAGAUAGCACUUUUGUUUCUAAGAGUGUAGGAUUCUCACCAUGUGAAAUGUCUGAGAGAACAUGCUGAUAAACCCUGCACAAGGUCUGACUACUACCACCCCUGCCGAUUCAAAAGAUGACGACUAAUGAUUACUGUGUUUAUUUUUCUGAAGACAAGACCAUGAUGACAAAGCUGAGACAUUAGUAGAUGAAUGGAAUUGCAUUGUCAUGGUCGAAAGGAGAUUGAUUGGUUCUUUGUUUCCAAAAAUUGGAAUUCAGUUUAUUGUUGUAAUCUGGAGAACUCAAGCCACAGGAAUGGCCAACGUUAUUACAAUUCAACAACCAAUAAAUCAGCAACCAUUCAAGUGCUUGGUAUUGUGCCUCCUUUUUGAGGCUAAGGGAAAUCUACAGUAUGUUGAGACUUCCGAAACGAAAGCUUGUCUUUUUGAAACCCAGCAAUGGUUUGUUUUUGCACACUGCCUUCUUUCUCUAUUGUAGCUUAUGCCAUUCCUGUGGUGUGUUUUGAGUCCAUUUCUUUUUUUACCAUAUUUUGUGGGCAGGGUGUGGGGACAGCCUACAGGACAGUAGUGGAAACUUCUCCUCUCCUGGUUAUCCCAAUGGAUAUGCAGCCUAUGUCCACUGUAUCUGGAGGAUCUCUGUCACACCUGGAGAGAAGGUGGGUUGAAAACAUCCAAGGGCUAGCCAUCAAACUCUGUCUUGUGGAAAUAGUUCACACUGAGUUUCUCAGUGAGUUUUAUCAGUUCUAGGGUUGCAAAGCUACUGGUAAUUUACUAAAGUUACCAGAAUCUUCAGUAAUUUUGGUAAUUAACAGAAAAUAUAUGGCAAUUUAUCGUAAUUUUUGUAAUUUAUAUUUGAAUAACUUUAAAAAAAAUGUUUUAUUCAUGUAUUGUAUUCAUUUAUUAUAUCUGUGUCCAUAUGUGACCGACCGCCUCGAUUCGGUCUUAUGUAGCAACAUUUGAAAUUGUGUUUUUUACAUUUGAUAAAAGUAGAGACUCAGAGCUAGAAACUGGUAUAUCAUACACUGCAGUUGAGGAACAAAGUUGGGAAAGUAAUUCUGCUUUGAAAGUUGAUAAACAUUUAACCCCACUUUUGAGAAAAUGGCCCUUGAAUGUUUUGGUACACCUACUGGAGAGCUCUUCUUUGUCUACACAUAUUCAGUAUCGUUCACUCCCUCUUAAGCCUUAGCCCCACCCAUCUCUUUAAGGAUUCACGUGAGGCCAUGUGGUAAACACACACUAUAACAAAGUUUCUUUGUCACAUGCAGAGGAUACAGAAGGUGUAAGAGGUACAGUGAAAUGGUUACUUGCAUAGCAGCAAUAUCAAAAACAGAAAGUGUCCAGAUAAAAAUAGUUUAUAAAUAUUUUAUCGUUAUUAGAUGACGCUUACCCGAAACACUUGUCUAAAUUGAUGGGUCAUGUGAAGGAAAUGCUAUAACCACCCCCCAGCCACAUCUAGCUAAGUGGAUGGGUCACUAUUGUCUAGACAUGUACACAUGUUCAUGAAAUACAAUAGAUGGCCAUAAUCACCCCCAGACACACCUGGCUAAUUUGAUGGGUCAUGUAAUAAUCUGGCCGAAAUGGAGUCUUUUGUUUAGACAAACUAGCUAAACAAUGAACCGGCAUAAUCCCAACUCAUACUACUACCAAUACAAACAUUGUGAUAGCUGUAGUAUGAAUCUGCAGGUAGCUAAAGCCAACAAACUAGCAAUGCAAAUGAUUUUCUGAUUCGAAUAAUAUUACUACACAGAUCGUACACGUAACGUUAGCUAUCGAGCCAGCAAGCUAAUGUUUGCUAGCUAACUAACAGUACGAUUUAACUUGCAAUAAAAACGACUUUCUGACUAAAUUAGAAACUUAUAUCUGAAAAGGUGGCUAGACUCUUACCCGUAUACAUGGAUGAACGCUUCAUGGCAGACUGGAACCAUUUAACUCCGUGGCAUGUGCAGAAAUUAGCCCAUCACUUUUUCUAACUGAUCUGUCGAUAGCACCUGUUAAAUUCAGGGCUUCAAUGUUGUUGAGAGAAGUAGCAAAACUUUUGUAGUUCUCGAUGGCUAACGUUAUAUCUUUCAAAAACGGUGCGGUAGAAAGGACUGUCAACACAUACUGAACAGCUCACGUUAUAGACAGAAGCAUGCUACAUGGGCUCCUGAGUGGCACAGCGGUCUAAGGCACUGCAUCUCAGUGCUUGAGGCGUCACUACAGACCCCCUGGUUCGAUUCCAGGCUGUAUCACAACCGGCCCUGAUUGGGAGUCCCAUAGGGCGGCGCACAAUUGGCCCAGCGUCGUCUGGGUUUGGCCGGUGUAGGCCGUCAUUGUAAAUAAGAAUUUGUUCUUAACUGACUUGCCUAGUUAAAUAAAUGGCAAACCAAUUCAAACAUAUCCAGCCCAUGCAUUAUGUCAGCCAAUCAUGGCUAGCGGGAAGGUUCCUGUCUUUUUCCGUGGCUAAACCAACUAGGCUCGUAAUGUAACAAUUGUAUUCGUAUUUAUGGAUGGAAUACAUGUUUGUUAUUAAGGCACAUGAAAGGUCACAUGUUCCAGAAGGCAUUUCUGCCAAAAAACGCAUUUUGAUAAAAAAAAUGUAUGUUUACGUUCAAAUGCCGCUCUUGUGAAGUAGUGACGUGCGACAUAUGCCUAGUUUCCUGAAACUAGUCACAUAUUGUCCAUGAGUUUCUAGUAGAUAUACCAUAUGGUUGAAGAGAAAAUAGCCUAAUUAAUGGAAAAAGUAUUUAAUCAACAAUGGCAUUAUUUUCAAUUAACUCUGCAACUCUUCCAACUAUUGACUUUUUUCACAACUGCCACCAGUUUGACACUAAAACAUUGACAACAAAUACAUAUUGACAUAGCAAAAUAAAUCAAGUUUGUAAAUUAAAAUAAAAAUGAUAUUCCAUGCAGAAACCCUCAUAUAAAACACCAGUGAUAUUCACUAAGUUGCUGGUUUAUAUUUAGGACAAUGUUUUACAGCUCAUUAUAUUUUACUUUUUUAAAUCAUUUUAUUUAAUUAUUUGAUAUAUUUAAAUUGAUAAAGCCACACAGAAGGCCAGAGAUGAUUACAGACGCCUAAUCUGAAGUACCCAAAAGAGCCACUAGAGCUAUUGUGAUAGAUUACAUAAAAUCCUUGAAAGAUUCCACAAUUCUGGUAGUUUACUGGUAAACUUUGCAACCUCUAAUCAGUUCACUUGACAGCAAAUAUACCAUAUACUAUAACGAAGGGGAGGAUAGUUCUGGUUGGAUUCAAGUGAGGUGCAUUGGCUACAUUGCCUGACAACUCAUCCUGAAUUUAAUUCCACUGCUCUAUCGAUCGCUCGAGAAGAAAUGCUUGUGGGCGUUUGACCUGAGCUAUGUGGAUGGGCAGUCAGGCUAUUGGCUACAGUCUUUUUGUUUAGAAUUGUAAAAAACUCCUUUCUUUCUUUUAUCUCUCCCCAUCUUCAUUUCUGUCUGCCUGCAUGUCUGUCUCUCUGUCUGUCUCUCUCUCUCACAGAUAAUUCUGAACGUUACCGCCAUGGACCUCUACAGGAGUCACUUGUGCUGGUAUGACCAUGUGGAGGUCCGAGACGGGUUCGGGAGAAAAGCCCCUCUGAAAGGUCUUUACAUGGAAGAAGAUUUAGAGUAAAAGCCAUCCAUAGAGAACUCUCCAGAGAGGCCUGCUAUCUACAUCUGCCAAUAACUCUUUCAGAAAACAUCCAAUUAAGUCAAUGUUCACCUGAGAUUUUGAAAUCCUAGAGCAGAACAGAAUGGUUAGAAUGUACAAUAUGUUCAGAAUAAUAGACUGAUGCAUAAAGAUCAGACAUCGCCAGCUGUCUGUGUAAUAGUGAUAAACUAUGCCUCGGAUUCAAUCGCCCCUUUUCUGCUAGGCACCUUUUAAAGGCAAUGUUCCCUCGUUCACGGAGACCGCAUUCACAGUAAACUUUGUUUUUGUCGGCACACUCGGAAAUGACCUUUAAAUGUAAAUCGCACAAUAAGGUGGAUCUAAUGCAGAUCAGAAUGAAUCCCGGCCUAAGAGCUGCCUGCCUCAGUGUUAUUAGUCAUUACCCUGGAGUUGUUGUUGUGUUUUUGUUUUAUGUUUUGCAUCAGGCCGUUACUGUGGGGACAGUCUACCUGGCCCAAUCGUUUCCACGGACAGUCGGCUAUGGAUAGAGUUCAGGAGCAGCAGCAACUGGGUGGGCAAGGGCUUCUCAGCCGUGUAUGAAGGUAACAUCAGCCAUUUCACCAUAGACCAUAUUGUUUAUAUUUGGUUUAUAUAUAUCUGCAUAUAUAUAUAUAUAAUAUUUUUUUCAUUUUUUAGUGUUUGAAAAAAGCCUUAGUUUUCUGCAAAAUUCUAAUUACGUAAACUCUAUACACAGAAAACUCAUGCUUACCACUAUAUUCUCAUGAUCUCAAAAGAAGGGGAAAAGGGGGAAGUUGAUAUUGUUGUUGGAAGAAUUCAUGGAAGGUGUAACCCCCUCCCUCUCCUUCCCUCUCUCACCAGCCAUCUGUGGGGGAGAGGUGAACAGGGACAAUGGCCAGAUCCAGUCACCCAACUACCCUGACGACUACCGACCCAACAAAGUGUGCGUGUGGAAGAUCACAGUAGCGCAGGAUUUCCAUGUGGGCCUCUCCUUCCAGUCAUUUGAGGUAAAGGCUGUGAGGUGGAAAGGGAAGUGGAAUGUAAUUUUCACUCAAUCCUGUACUUGUAUGAGACACCCAGAUACUGCUGAGCAGAAGGAAUAAUUUGCAUUCAAUCUGGGAUGACAGCAGCACAUCAUCUUGCUGCCAAUCAUAAAGUCCAGAUACUUGGAGAUGAUGGACGUGAUGGAGACUUCUUCUUUAUCACUUAUAGGAGGAUACUGCUAUGUCGGUUUGAAAUAAUCAUAUUUAAAACCGACAUACAGUGAGGGAAAAAAGUAUUUGAUCCCCUGCUGAUUUAGUACGUUUGCCCACUGACAAGGAAUUGAUCAGUCUAUAAUUUUAAUGGUAGGUUUAUUUGAACAGUGAGAGACAGAAUAACAACAAAAAAAUCCAGAAAAACGCAUGUCAAAAAUGUUAUAAAUUGAUUUGCAUUUUAAAGAGGCAAAUAAGUAUUUGACCCCUCUGCAAAACAUGUCUUAGUACUUGGUGGCAAAACCCUUGUUGGCAAUCACAGAGGUCAGACGUUUCUUGAAGUUGGCCACCAGGUUUGCACACAUCUCAGGAGGGAUUUUGUCCCACUCCUCUUUGCAGAUCUUCUCCAAGACAUUAAGGUUUCGAGGCUGACGUUUGGCAACUCAAACCUUCAGCUCCCUCCACAGAUUUUCUAUGGGAUUAAGGUCUGGAGACUGGCUAGGCCACUCCAGGACCUUAAUGUGCUACUUCUUGAGCCACUCCUUUGUUGCCUUGGCCGUGUGUUUUGGGUCAUUGUCAUGCUGGAAUACCCAUCCACGACCCAUUUUCAAUGCCCUGGCUGAGGGAAGGAGGUUCUCACCCAAGAUUUGACGGUACAUGGCCCGUCCAUCGUCCCUUUGAUGCGUUGAAGUUGUCCUGUCCCCUUAGCAGAAAAACACCCCCAAAGCAUAAUGUUUCCACCUCUAUGUUUGAUGGUGGGGAUGGUGUUCUUGGGGUCAUAGUCAGCAUUCCUCCUCCUCCAAACACGACGAGUUGAGUUGAUGCCAAAGAGCUCCAUUUUGGUCUCAUCUGACCACAACACUUUCACCCAGUUCUCCUCUGAAUCAUUCAGAUUUUCAUUGGCAAACUUCAGACGGGCAUGUAUAUGUGCUUUCUUGAGCAGGGGGACCUUGCGUGCGCUGCAGGAUUUCAGUCCUUCACGGCAUAGUAUGUUACCAAUAGUUUUCUUGGUGACUAUGGUCCCAGUUGCCUUGAAAUCAUUGACAAGAUCCUCCCGUGUAGUUCUGACUGAUUCCUCACCGUUCUCAUGAUCAUUGCAACUCCACGAGGUGAGAUCUUGCAUGGAGCCCCAGGCCGAGGGAGAUUGACAGUUCUUUUGUGUUUCUUCCAUUUGCGAAUAGUCGCACCAACUGUUGUCACCUUCCCACCAAGCUGCUUGGCGAUGGUCUUGUAGCCCAUUCCAGCCUUGUGUAGGUCUACAAUCUUGUCCCUGACAUCCUUGGAGAGCUCUUUGGUCUUGGCCAUGGUGGAGAGUUUGGAAUCUGAUUGAUUGAUUGCUUCUGUGGACAGGUGUCUUUUAUACAGGUAACAAACUGAGAUUAGGAGCACUCCCUUUAAGAGUGUGCUUCUAAUCUCAGCUCGUUACCUGUAUAAAAGACACCUGGGAGCCAGAAAUCUUUCUGAUUGAGAGGGGGUCAAAUACUUAUUUCCCUCAUUAAAAUGCAAAUCAAUGUAUAAAAAUUUUGUCAUGCGUUUUUUUGGAUUUUUUUUAUUUAUUCUGUCUCUCACUGUUCAAAUAAACCUACCAUUAAAAUUAUAGACUGAUCAUUUCUUUGUCAGUGGGCAAACGUACAAAAUCAGCAGGGGAUCUAAUACCUUUUUCCCUCACUGUAGAUGAGCUGUGAGUUUGUAGGACAGUUGGGCAUCCUGUGUCAACGUCCUCCCCAAUGUUCCUUGCCUUAUCUCUACCAUAGAUUGAGAGGCAUGACAGCUGUGCCUAUGACUACCUGGAAGUGAGAGACGGGAACUCAGAGAGCAGUCCACUGCUGGGCCGCUUCUGUGGCCACGAAAAACCAGACGACAUCAAGAGCAGCUCCAAGCAGCUUUGGAUGAAAUUUGUGUCUGAUGGAUCAGUGAACAAGGCCGGAUUUGCUGCCACCUUCUUCAAAGGUCAGAGGUCAAGAAUAUUGUCCAUCUGUGACUAGUGCUAAUGAUGACACAGGAUUGGGUAAUAUUUGGCACAAAAAUCCUUUAUAAAAUGUGGUACCAGGGAAGAAUUAUGCUUAAUAAUAUAGGAGUUCACAUUCACAUCUGUGCAACCAUCUUCUGAUAAUUAAACUGUAUCCCAGGCCUUCACAUUGACAUCACUUGACAAUUGCUGGUACAUUUUGGGUUACAUCAUUAUUAUUUUGAAAAUGUUCCAAGGUAUGAGACUUUUUAUUUUUAUACAGUUUUUGGGUGAGACAGCGACCUUGAGUAUAAAUGAGGGAAAUUAGGCACAACUCUCGUUUGUCAGUUUAAAUUGUCAUAUUUUAUUCAGCUGUAUAUUUUUGCACAUCUUAUCUGAUGAUGGACAGUAAAAGAGGGCAUUUUGAAUUGAUAAACUAGAGUUGUGUCUUCCUCCUCAUAUAAGUUAAUUUGAUAUACUUAGUAUUUGUGGGCUUUACAUGGAAGGCUAGUAAAGUUAUUAAAAUGUUUAUUUACACACAGGUGCAUAUCCAGGUGCAUAUCCAGGUGCAUAUCCAGUGCAUAUCCAGUGCAUAUCCAGUGCACCUGUGUGUAAUUCAACAUUUUAAUAGCUUUACUUUGGCCAUUUGCUUUAUGAUGUACUUGUUUUUUCUGUGGACUAAUAGGGUACACUACUUCAAUGGGAGGGAAGUGGAACUGAUGGUUUCUUAGAAAUGUUUUGCUACAUUUUCUCUUUCUUCCUUCAUGGGAUGUCAUGACCUCUGGGUGAAAUAGAUGGAGUAUAUGAUGAACUCUUUAUUUCUGUGGACUGAAAAUACAAAGGGAAGGAUGUAGAAUUGAUGGUUUCCUAGAAUGCUUUGCUAAAUGUUCUCAUUCUUCUUUCAUCAUGGCAUAUUACGACGACGUCUGUGCUUGCAAGAAGUUGACUAUGAUGAACAUACAAAGGGAAGGAAGUGGAAGUAGUUAUACAAUGUGCAGUAGAACUGAUGGUUUCUUACGGUUCCUUUCUCCUUCUUAAUUGCAUAUCACACUGGCGUCUGUGGGUGGUAGAGAUGGACGAGUGUUCUAAGCCUGAUAAUGGGCGCUGUGAGCAGCGCUGUGUGAAUACCCUGGGAAGCUACCGAUGCGCCUGUGACCCUGGCUUUGAGCUCGCCUCAGACAGACGCAGCUGUGAGGGUGAGUGCAUGGGGUGAUUACUUAUCCAUCUCCUAAAAACACCAUCCAUGUAGUAUGAAUCACACAACUUCACCAUCCCACUCAUUGGACAGUCUCAAGGUUAUAGACAACUCAAUCCACAGUCUCACAUCACAAAAUAACCAUCUGUGCUAUUGUCAUAAUUGAAUAAUGAGCUUCUCAGAAGGAGAAAAAUAUCCCAAUAUUGACACCAGUGUAGCUGAAAAGCACUCAUCUGUCUUCUAACUAAAUGUUGAUAUUCUUUAUCACUUGGACAUCAAUGUGCCAGAUGCUUACUGUGGAACUUCAGUCAUGGUUGGAGGAUGGAGAAAUGGUGCCCAUUGUAUGCAGACUAGUGCUUAGUACUGUAUGUCUUCAUCCUCUGUAGGCUACAUUCACAUUACAGACAGCUAAGGAGCCUCCAGACACACACUGAUUUAUAUACUCAGUGUCUUCUGCCACCUCAACAAUGGUUUAAUCAUCCUUUAUCGGAGGAAAGUGUGUUUUUAUUACAGUCAGACCACUUCAUCGCUGGUCUAUUAAGAACAAGGAGGCGCUAAAUGGAUUUAGAAAAAGCUAGGAUACAUGCAAAGAGUAUUUUCACACAUUUCAGAGAAACAAGACCUGUACAUUAUGAAAAGCUCUCCAUCAAGCUUUAAUGGGCAUCUGAGCCCAUAUGGAAAAGUUAUAUAUGGCAAUACAGGUAUAUGUAUAUUACUUAUGUUUUAUAUGGACAUACAGUGGGGAGAACAAGUAUUUGAUACACUGCCGAUUUUGCAGGUUUUCCUACUUACAAAGCAUGUAGAGGUCUAUAAUUUUUAUCAUAGGUACACUUCAAAUAUGAGAGACGGAAUCUAAAACAAAAAUCCAGAAAAUCACAUUGUAUGAUUUUUAAGUAAAUAAUUUGCAUUUUAUUGCAUGACAUAAGUAUUUGAUACAUCAGAAAAGCAGAACUUAAUAUUUGGUACAGAAACCUUUGUUUGCAAUUACAGAGAUCAUACGUUUCCUGUAGGUCUUGACCAGGUUUGCACACACUGCAGCAGGGAUUUUGGCCCACUCCUCCAUACAGACCUUCUCCAGAUCCUUCAGGUUUUGGGGCUGUCGCUGGGCAAUACGGACUUUCAGCUCCCUCCAAAGAUUUUCUAUUGGGUUCAGGUCUGGAGACUGGCUAGGCCACUCCAGGACCUUGAGAUGCUUCUUACGGAGCCACUCCUUAGUUGCCCUGGCUGUGUGUUUCGGGUCGUUGUCAUGCUGGAAGACCCAGCCACGACCCAUCUUCAAUGCUCUUACUGAGGGAAGGAGGUUGUUGGCCAAGAUCUCGCGAUACAUGGCCCCAUCCAUCCUCCCCUCAAUACGGUGCAGUCGUCCUGUCCCCUUUGCAGAAAAGCAUCCCCAAAGAAUGAUGUUUCCACCUCCAUGCUUCAUGGUUGGGAUGGUGUUCUUGGGGUUGUACUCAUCCUUCUUCUUCCUCCAAACACGGCGAGUGGAUUUUAGACCAAAAAGCUCUAUUUUUGUCUCAUCAGACCACAUGACCUUCUCCCAUUCCUCCUCUGGAUCAUCCAGAUGGUCAUUGGCAAACUUCAGACGGGCCUGGACAUGCGCUGGCUUGAGCAGGGGGACCUUGCGUGCGCUGCAGGAUUUUAAUCCAUGAUGGCGUAGUGUGUUACUAAUGGUUUUCUUUGAGACUGUGGUCGCAGCUCUCUUCAGGUCAUUGACCAGGGCCUGCCGUGUAGUUCUGGGCUGAUCCCUCACCUUCCUCAUGAUCAUUGAUGCCCCACGAGGUGAGAUCUUGCAUGGAGCCCCAGACCGAGGGUGAUUGACCGUCAUCUUGAACUUCUUCCAUUUUCUAAUAAUUGCACCAACAGUUGUUGCCUUCUCACCAAGCUGCUUGCCUAUUGUCCUGUAGCCCAUCCCAGCCUUGUGCAGGUCUACAAUUUUAUCCCUGAUGUCCUUACACAGCUCUCUGGUCUUGGCCAUUGUGGAGAGGUUGGAGUCUGUUUGAUUGAGUGUGUGGACAGGUGUCUUUUAUACAGGUAACGAGUUCAAACAGGUGCAGUUAAUACAGGUAAUGAGUGGAGAACAGGAGGGCUUCUUAAAGAAAAACUAACAGGUCUGUGAGAGAUGGAAUUCUUACUGGUUGGUAGGUGAUCAAAUACUUAUGUCAUGCAAUAAAAUACAAAUUAAUUGCUUAAAAAUCAUACAAUGUGAUUUUCUGGAUUUUUGUUUUAGAUUCCGUCUCUCACAGUUGAAGUGUACUUAUGAUAAAAAUUACAGACCUCUACAUGCUUUGUAAGUAGGAAAACCUGCAAAAUCGGCAGUGUAUCAAAUACUUGUUCUCCCCACUGUAUAUGGUGGAAACAUAUUUGCCCAUAUAUGUAUCCACACAUUUAGGUACAGUUGAACUCGUUUUUCAACCACUCCACAAAUGUCUUGUUAACAAACUAUAGUUUUGGCAAGUCGGUUAGGACAUCUACUUUGUGCAUGACACAAGUAAUUUUUCCAACAAUUGUUUACAGACAGAUUAUUUAACUUAUAAUUCACUGUAUCACAAUUCCAGUGGGUCAGACGUUUACAUACAUUAAGUUGACUGUGCCUUUAAACAGCUUGUGAUGUCAUGGCUUUAGAAGCUUCUGAUAGGCUAAUUGACAUCAUUUAGUCAAUUGGAGGAGUACCUGUGGAUGUAUUUUAAGGCCUACCUUCAGACUCAGCGCCUCUUUGCUUGACAUCAUAGGAAAAUCAAAAGAAAUCACCCAAGACCUCAGCAAAUGUUUUGUAGACCUCCACAAGUCUGGUUCAUCCUUGGGAGCAAUUUCCAAACGCCUGAAGGUACCACGUUCAUCUGUACAAACAAUAGUACGCAAGUAUAAACACCAUGGGACCACACAGCUGUCAUACCGCUCAGGAAGGAGACGCGUUCUGUCUGCUAGAGAGAAAGUACUUUGGUGCGAAAAGUGCAAAUCAAUCCCAGAACAACAGCAAAUGACCUUGUGAAGAUGCUGGAGGAAACAGGUACAAAAGUAUAUAUAUCCACAGUAACACGAGUCCUAUAUCGACAUAACCUGAAAGGCCACUCAGCAAGGAAGAAUCCACUGCCCCAAAACCGCCAUAGAAAAGCCAGACUACGGUUUGCAACUGCACAUGGGGACAAAGAUCGUACUUUUUGGAGAAAUGUCCUCUGGUCUGAUGAAACAAAAAUAGAACUGUUUGGCCAUAAUGACCAUCGUUAUGUUUGGAAGAAAAAGGGGGGUGCUUGCAAGCCGAAGGACACCAUCCCAACCGUGAAGCACGGGGGUGGCAGCAUCAUGCUGUGGGGGUGCUUUGCUGCAGGAGGGACUGGUGCACUUCACAAAAUAGAUGGCAUCAUGAGGAAGGAAUAUUAUGUGGAUAUAUUGAAGCAACAUCUCAAGACAUCAGUCAGGAAGUUAAAGCUUGGUCGCAAAUGGGUCUUCCAAAUGGACAAUGACCCCAAGCAUACUUCCAAAGUUGUGGCAAAAUGGCUUAAGGACAACAAAGUCAAGGUAUUGGAGUGGCCUUCACAACGCCCUGACCUCAAUUCUAUAGAAAAUGUGUGGGCAGAACUGAAAAAGCGUGUGCGAGCAAGGAGGCCUACAAACCUAACUCAGUUACACCAGCUCUGUCAGGAGGAAUGGGCCAAAAUUCACCCAACUUAUUGUGGGAAGCUAGUGGAAGGCUACCCGAAACAUUUGACCCAAGUUAAACAAUUUAAAGGCAAUGCUACCAAAUACUAAUUGAGUGUAUGUAAACUACUGACCCAAUGGGAAUGUGAUGAAAGAAAUAAAAGCUGAAAUAAAUAAUUAUCUCUACUAUUAUUCUGACAUUUCACAUUCUUAAAAUAAAGUGGUGACCUAAGAUAGGGAAUUUUUACUAGGAUUAAAUGUCAUUAAUUGUGAAAAGGGCCUUGGUCAGGGAGGUGACCAAGAACCAGAUGGUGACUCUGACAGAGCUCCAGAGUUCCUCUGUGGAGAUGGGAGAACCUUCCAGAAGGACAACCAUCUCUGCAGCACUCCAACAAUCAGGCCUUUAUGGUAGAGUGGCCAGACGGAAGCCACUCCUCAGUAAAACGUACAUGACAGCCCGCUUGGAGUUUGCCAAAAGGCACCUAAAGAACUCAGACCAUGAGAAACAAGAUUAUCUGGUCUGAUGAAACCAAGAUUGAACUCUUUGGCCUGAAUGCCAAGUGUCACGUCUGGAGGAAACCUGGCACCAUCCCUAUGGUGAAGCAUGGUGGUGGCAGUAUCAUGCUGUGGGGAUGUUUUUCAGCGGCAGGGACUGGGAGACUAGUCAUGAUCGAGGGAAAGAUGAACGGAGCAAAGUACAGAGAGAUCCUUGAUGAAAACCUGCUCCAGAGCGCUCAGGGCCUCAGACUGGGGCGAAGUUUCACCUUGCAACAGGACAACGACCCUAAACACACAACCAAGACAACACAGGAGUGGCUUUGGGACAAGUCUCUGAAUGUCCUUGAGUGGCCCAGCCAGAGCCCGGACUUGAACCCGAUCAAACAUCUCCGGAGAGACCUGAAAUUAGCUGUGCAGCGACGCUCCCCAUCCAACCUGACAGAGUUUGAGAGAAUCUGCUUAGAAGAAUGGGAGAAACUCCCCAUAUACAGGUGUGCCAAGCAUGUAGCGUCAUUCCCAAGAAGAGUCGAGGCUGUAAUCGCUACCAAAGGUGCUUCAACAAAGUACUGAGUAAAGGGUCUGAAUACUUACGUAAAUGUGAUAUUUACGUUUUUAUUCGUAAAACAUUUCUAAAAAUCUGUUUUUGCUUUGUCAUUAUGGGGUAUUGUGUGUAGAUUGAGGAGAAUUAUAAUUUUUUUAUCCAUUUUAGAAUAAGGCUGUAAUGUAACAAAAUGUGGAAAAAGUCAAGUGGUCUGCAUAGUUUCCCAAAUGUAUUGUUUUUUAAAUAUGUAAAAAAGAAAAUAAUUUCUGGAAUACAUUUCAAAGCAAUAAAUACAUUGAAUAAAAAAAAAAAUUCUGGGUACAUUUUGCAUGAUGAAAAUACAUGUAAUUAUUAUAAUUUUUUCUAUGUGGGUGUGAGAUUUAGAUAUGUUAUUAAAAUAUAUGAUCAUAUAUUUUCAAAUGUAUGUCACAUUUAUAUAUGAGUUUUAAAUAUAUUAUCAUAUAUUUUUAAUUAUAAACUGGGUGGUUCGAGCCCUGAAUGCUGAUUGGCUAACAGCCGUGGUAUAUCAGACCAUAUACCACUCACGCAGCUUGGUGAGAAGGUGACAACAGUUGGUGCAAUUAUUCGCAAAUGGAAGAAACACAAAAGAACUGUCAAUCUCCCUCGGCCUGGGGCUCCAUGCAAGAUCUCAGUUGCAAUGAUCAUGAGAACGGUGAGGAAUCAGCCCAGAACUACACGGGAGGAUCUUGUCAAUGAUCUCAAGGCAGCUGGGACCAUAGUCACCAAGAAAACAAUUGGUAACACACUACGCCGUGAAGGACUGAAAUCCUGCAGCGCCCGCAAGGUCCCCCUGCUCAAGAAAGCACAUAUACAGGGCCAUCUGAAGUUUGCCAAUGAACAUCUGAAUGAUUCAGAGGAGCUCUUUGGCAUCAACUCAACUCGCCGUGUUUGGAGGAGGAGGAAUGCUGCCUAUGACCCCAAGAACACCAUCCCCACCGUCAAACAUGGAGGUGGAAACAUUAUGCUUUGGGGGUGUUUUUCUGCUAAGGGGACAGGACAACUUCACCGCAUCAAAGGGACGAUGGACGGGGCCAUGUACAGUCAAAUCUUGGGUGAGAACCUCCUUCCCUCAGCCAGGGCAUUGAAAAUGGGUCGUGGAUGGGUAUUCCAGCAUGACAAUGACCCAAAACACACGGCCAAGGCAACAAAGGAGUGGCUCAAGAAGAAGCACAUUAAGGUCCUGGAGUGGCCUAGCCAGUCUCCAGACCUUAAUCCCAUAGAAAAUCUGUGGAGGGAGCUGAAGGUUCGAGUUGCCAAACGUCAGCCUCGAAACCUUAAUGACUCGGAGAAGAUCUGCAAAGAGGAGUGGGACAAAAUCCCUCCUGAGAUGCGUGCAAACCUGGUGGCCAACUACAAGAAACAUCUGACCUCUGUGAUUGCCAACAAGGGUUUUGCCACCAAGUACUAAGUCAUGUUUUGCAGAGAGGUCAAAUACUUAUUUCCCUCAUUAAAAUGCAAAUCAAUUUUUAACAUUUUUGACAUGUGCUUUUCUGGAUUUUGUUGUUGUUAUUCUGUCUCUCAAUGUUCAAAUAAACCUACCAUUAAAAUUAUAGACUGAUCAUGUCUUUGUCAGUGGACAAACGUACAAAAUCAGCAGGGGAUCAAAUACUUUUUUCCCUCACUGUAUAUGGUCAAUUUACCACGGCUAAGGGCUGUAUCCAGGCACUCCGCUUUGCGUCGUGCUUAAGAACAGCCCUUAGCCGUGGUAUAUUGGCCAUAUACCACACACCCUCGGGCCUUAUUGCUUAAAUAUCUGUCUCGUUCUUUGAUAUAUAUAAGGACAUAUAUGGCCAUAUAUUACCUUUCCGUAUGGGAGGUUACAUUAAUUGGUGUUUCUUACUUCCUUUUGCAUCAAGAUGACAUGAAUUCACUUUGUGUGGUAUAAACCUGUCACUUGCAAGUGCUAAAGUGCGUUUUAUUUCCUUCUGCCACUCGAAAUAUGGUUAUUCGAAAUUGCUAUACCUAGUGGAUGCUUAUUUCAUUUUGUAGAGCUUUGAUUUAAACCCUUGUACAUAUUUCAUAACAGGACUACAUAGGUAGAACCUGACUUUCUUAUUAGCUUCACUUAAUGUUGCAGAUUGAAACCUAGGGAAUAGUAUUAUGACCUCAGAGUAGUGUUGUGACCUUGCAACAGAGCAAAAAUCACAUUCACCUGCUUCAUACUUUAUUGAACUGUGAACCAGUUUUACCUACCUCUCCACCUUCCCUAAACUAUAACUGUUAUGAUGUGGUAUGAGGUGUGUUGCCUCGUGGCCACGUGUCCUUCCCUAAUGUCAGCUCUGUAUCCCCCCAGCAGCUGCGUGUGGAGGCUUCAUUACCAAGUUGAAUGGCUCCAUCACCACUCCCGGCUGGCCCAAAGAAUACCCCCCCAACAAGAACUGUGUCUGGCAGCUGGUGGCCCCUGCACAUUACCGCAUCACCCUGCUGUUUGAUGUCUUUGAGACCGAGGGCAACGAUGUAAGCAUUAUAGCCUGAGAACACCCAAUAAUGCUUACAAAUGUUGUGAGUGGGCAGGAAUGGGCAUUUACAAUGGCCUCGCAGUGAAAGUGACAAUGAAGAUCUUUCCUCAUGAGGGAAAUGAUUUGUCUAGUCCAGUAAGCCAGUGUGUGUGUGCUGUGGUUUACUUUGAGUUAUUCCAUAGUACUUGAUCCAGUUCCUCUUGAUGUGUGUCUGACGUCCUAUGUGGUCUCUUCUUCCCUCAGGUAUGUAAAUAUGAUUAUGUGGAGGUGAGGAGUGGACUGACCGCUGACUCCAGGCUUCAUGGGAAGUUUUGUGGAACAGAGAAACCAGAAACCGUCACCUCCCAAUACAACAACAUGCGCAUUGAGUUCAAAUCAGACAACACAGUGUCAAAGAAAGGCUUCAAAGCCCAAUUCUUCUCUGGUAAGCCUUGAAUUUUUUUGGGUUGCAACAAACAUACAUUUAAAGUAUGUUUACACAUGGUCAAAGGCUCAAACAUUAUAGUGUCACUAAGGGCUUACUGUAGAUGGGUUUAGCAAUAUCUGACAAUGUUCUGUUCCCAUGCAGACAAGGACGAGUGCUCUAAGGAGAAUGGAGGCUGCCAACACGAGUGUGUCAACACCUUUGGGAGCUACAGUUGUCAGUGUCGCAGUGGCUUUGUGCUGCAUGACAAUAAACACGACUGCAAGGAAGGUACAGGAUAA